GAAGAAGCGGCUUUGCCCAGCAGACAGGUGCCAGACGGUCACCAGCUUCAGUCAUCUCAAGAGAUUCCCCGCUACGGAAGACCCGUCACCUACUACCGCAGAAGCAGAAGCAGAAGCAGCCUCGUAGCAGGGGGACCGUAAAAGCACACAUAUACGCCUUCUUCCUCUCUCCCUCCAGCUGCUCUCUCCUCUCCUCUCUUUCCCUCUCUCUCUUUUUCUCUUCCUCCAGAUUCCUCUUCUUCUUCCACUCUUUCUCGGACAAGUUUACAAGAGGGCUGGUUGGGUGAGACUGAGAGGCAACACAAGAAUUUUCGCGCGCGCGGGAAAAAAAUCUGCAAGGUGAGGGAGGAAAGAAUAUAAAAAUAACUGUGAGGGGAAGGCGAGGAAAUAAAAGACGCUAAAACAGGUAAGGAAAAGACGUCGAGGGAAGAAAGAAGAGGACAGGAAACGCGAGAGAGAGAGAGAGAGAGAGAGGAACGAAGCUGAGAGAGAGAGAUAAGGAGAAAGGAAGGGAGGCCUCCGGAAGAGGAGGACAAUGGCAAAUCUGCAGCAGCGUCUGUCGUCACUUCGCUUCUCCUUCGUCUUCUUCGUCUCCUUCUUCAUCGCCGUCAUCAUUAUUGCACACGCGGAGGCAGUGAGAGCGGACGGACACCAUGAUAAAAGUGACAGAGAAAAAGACACCCCAAUGGCGUCGGCUUCGCACCUGGACAGGUCCUCCCAGCGCCUCCAUCACCGGCGGAGCGCAUUAUCGUCCCAUCAUCGAGGCCGCGCCGCUCGGAAAGGAAGGCGGUCUAGCGCGAUCCAUCACAAGAAAACUUCACCCAGGCGAAGCCGGAAUAGUUACGCCAAUCCCUUAUGGGAGAGUCUCCUCCGCCACGCUCUCCACCAGUCCUCAAAAGGGGGUACUAAUUUGUUCUUCGACCCCUACCGAAGUCCGGCUAUCAGCUCCUUCCACAAAUACUACAGGGACCAGGUCAACCUGAUGGAGAAGCUCAGGUCGCAGCUGGUCAAUAGGGUGGGGCACUUGAGAGGGAGAAUGAACUAUUACCAACACGGUUCCCGUCACGCGCAGCCUUCGCGUUCCUCCUCACAUCAUACUAGAGGUCAUCGUCGACAUCCUUACCAUCGUAGUCAUCAGGAAGUGACGGGUCACAACGGCGGGAAACGCCAGUACAAGAUAGUCAGGAAUAACGUCGUCCCAGUGAAGGACGUCCCUGAGGAUGUUGAGGUGUUUGGAAGACCGACAGUGGUCAGAACUCACGUCAGACCAACUCGUCCUUCGUUUACCCCAAGUGUCUGGACCACGAGCGUCCCAGGCACCGACCCUAAAAAUUGUACCAAGACGGAUCGAGAACCAUUCCAUCACACGGAGAUAAAAUCUACGAGUAUUUCUCACAGUCGGAACAAUUUCAGCCCUGUCCACUCAGUCAUCAGUAGCCACACUGUCUUCAGCGGCGGAAAAUACCACGGCAGUGAGGAGAAAGGUCCCCUUUCUGUGGGGGAGGUUUUGGGAGCCGGUUUUCCUGCUUAUUCUAACGUCUUCUCUCACCCAGUAACCAGGAUUCACGACUCCUCCAUGCUUCCCUCGGGUGCUAUUAUCCCGGCUGUCAAGAAUCACCUGGGGUCGGUCAGAGUAUCCAUUGGGUCUACGGGGAGAUCUCAGAAGCCAAGUAUCGAAGAGCAUUUGAAUAAGCUUCCCUCUACCAAAGGCGACAGAAGAGGAGAGGAACUUCCGUGCAUCAAAUGCCCUCCAGACACUCGCGUGGAAGCACCCAGGGGGUCCGAUUGCGUCAUCGCGUACCCUCCGUCGCCUCUGUCUUGUACACCAAGAUUUAUACCCGAGUUGCGGACAGUCGUCACGGAAGGACCCGCUCCUGGAAGCCUCCUUCCAGAGGGCCGGUACAGGAUGAUCAUCGCCGUCUGGACAUCCGAUUCCAGUACGUCCACGCCCGUCACCACGUGCAACGUCAGUUACGACGUCGAAGUUCGAAAGUGCCCGUCGUUACCCGAGGUAGAAGGAGGCGAGGUCACUUGCACUGCAGGGCGUGCCUGGGGUUCCAAAUGCUCUUGGGUAUGCAGAGGAGGGCGCCUUCUUCAGGGCAGCUCAGUCACGACCUGCACAGGUCACAGCAGGCCUCGUUGGACUCACCAGCCUCCACGUUGUAAUGAGCCUACGUCAGAGAAACCCGAGAUACCACCACCUCCUUCGACACCUCUUCACCCAGCUCGCCCUCCGUCACCUCCCAUAGGUAGCUGCCCACAGCCUCCGGACGUCCCCGGAGGACGCCUGAUCUGUGAACCCCCGUCGAUUGAAAUCCUACCUCGUAGGGACCUCAUCCCGAAGGACGAGCCUGCUCCUUCCGUCGCCGAGGACGACGCACCCUUAGACGGUGUCAUCCGACCCCGCAGUGUCUCCUCGUCGCUGGAACUCUAUCCGGUGGGGACAUCCUGCAAGGUGGAAUGUGACCCGGGCCUGGUGCUGAGGCAAUCCGAGAUGGACCGGGUCUUCCUCACCUGCUCUCCAGCCCUUACCUGGAACAAAAGUCCUUCCGGGUGUUAUUCCACUGAGCCCCCAGUACCUCGAGAUAACGACUGCGAUGAUGUGACCUUAUCCUUAGACCAGAUAAGUUCCCUUCCUCUACCAGUCUUCUUCAACGUCAAUGGAGAUCGAGCUGAGGUCACGUGCGACAUGCAAGAGAUCAAGAGAGGUCAGCAUUUCGUCAGGAAAUGCAAAGCCACUGACCAGGAUCUGCAGACUUCAGCCACCUGCCAAUAUGUGAUCACAGUCAGGCCAACAGUGGAGAUUCCGAGCGAAAAACCUGACGAAGGCGCUGCAGGCGGAUCAGCAAAGAACCCUAAGAAUACAGAGUAUGAAACAGUGGCUGACGUCUUCAGAACCAAAGGAAAGAAGCACAAAACUAACGGCGACCGGAAACGCAAACCAGAUAAGAUUUCUUUUGUUCCUCAACAUCAAAAAGGAGACUUGAGCGAAGAAGAUUUAACUUACCAUUAUGACGUUUUCGGUCAAGGUGAUGCAGAUUAUACUAAGCCUGGAGACAGGUCAGGUGACGAUCGUGCCUCCCAUGAGAUUAGACCAGAGUCAGUUCUGCAUCCAACAGAGAGGGUACCACAGGGUAUCGCCGAGGAACAAAUACGCGAAGAAGGGGGACUGGCAACUAGUAUGUCACCCGUGGUAUCUCGAGCCUCUGUAACUCUAGGGGAAGGCAGUAAAAGAAGAUUCCAUUCCCAUGCAGCCCUCGUGCCCAAAGCUAAUUCUGUUCCAGGGAUGAGUGGAGAGUCUUCUAAAAUCACCGGUGAACGAGAGGUGAUUCCACAGGUAUCCAAACCGAAAAGAGGCCGGGAAAGAGCGGAGGGUGAGCACCCUUUCGAUGUAACCAGAAGAGAGAAAGCUGACGAGACAGAGACGGCUGUCAUGGAAGCUGCGAUAGAGCUGAACAUUCUAGUUGAUGAUUGUAGGAAUGCCGAUCAAGUCAAGAAAGCUCUGUAUGAGCUACUGCUGAUGCUUGAGAGCUGCAAGAAACUUGCUUGUCAUACUCCCAAGACAAAAUGUCGACAAAGACCAGGUCAAGAGGAGAGUGUGGUGAAAGUGACCUGGAUAGUUGGUGGGCUAUUUGAACCACUGGAGGACUACUAUUACGACGACGUUCAAGUGCCGGUUGUCGAAACGGACAUAGAUUCUCUUAUGAUCUCCGCAGAGCGCCUAAUAGCAUCGGAGAGGACGACGCGCGCCAUGGAGGUCUUGGGAGCAGCCAUCGACCUGACCUCCUUCAGUCUGAACCGCCUUGACCUUGUGUGCAAAAACAAAGCGUAUCGUUUCGACGCCCAGACGAAUCGUUGCAUUCAAGACGAGCUGCAAGAGCUAUGAGAGAAGUUAGAGAGAGCGUAGAAAUAAUACUCGUUGCCUUUAAACGUAGCCGUAAUAUUAACUAGAGACUCUAAAGACAGGAGACGAUUGGUCUAUGCAAGGUUGCUGAUGAUGUCGAAUUGGUCGAGUGGAAAGUGCCAUAGUUGUUUAUUGUUGCGAUAUGUCAAGCUGCCACACUAGACUUGCCUGGAUGGGCGCGGAUUUGUCACUGCCAAAGUUAUCUCGUAAUAUUCAUUUUGUCAUUACUGAACAGGGAGUAAACGAGACAAAUAACCACACUUGUGCGAACAUAACUGGAAAGGUUCUGCGUGCGGACUAAUCAUUAAUUAAAAAGAAGGAACCCCUCAUUUCUAGUUCUUUAAGAAAAUAAUAUGCAUUGUUAAGGGAAUAGUGUAAGGAGAAUACCUGUUUGACAAAACAUAACUACUAAUCUAAAGUAGUGUAUGAAUGUAUAAUACAUAACACGAAUAAUACCACACAAAAUUGUAUUUAAAGAAAAACCCCAUCAAGAAUGAACUUACAAUGAAUAAAGAAUUUUGAUAAUUUU
Messenger RNA from Macrobrachium nipponense, 4433 nucleotides. RefSeq lists its product as uncharacterized. The record is from RefSeq and is a predicted model, not a curated record. The coding region runs from base 536 to 3886 and encodes 1116 amino acids. The transcript has 12 exons. Lineage: Eukaryota; Metazoa; Arthropoda; Malacostraca; Decapoda; Palaemonidae.